GAUAUUCCUCAAGGCGGCAUAGGGCAGAGCGGAGCAGGAGUGGGGAUAGGGGUGCUGCGGUCGACCGCAGUGCUGGGAGUCAACGAAGGUGGAACAGUUGUGAAGAUCGCAGUGGGGAAAGGAGUCGCGACAGAGGAGAGCACCGCUAUGCAGCCUCCACCCACUUGUCUCGGCGAUCGGGGAAGCAAUCAGCUCGGCGAAGUAGUCGCUGUAGUAGUGCUUCGCAUCAUAGGCAACAUCAUGGCACUUCUUCUCACAAGUAUAGCUCCAACAACAGCACUGGUGCUGGUCCUCCGCGUGAAAGCGUCUCUCCCACGAAAAUGUACGCGAGUCUUAGGCAUGAGACCGAGAGAAAACGAUCUCUUUUCUCUGGGAUCAAGACGAACGAGGUGGAGGCACCGCUCUUCCACUACCACAUCUGGUGCUGUCCCUCAUUAGGCUGUAACGACUGCGUGCGACGGUGGAGGCGACGACUUGGCUUCGCUGCAGUCGUGAAGCAAGGCGUAAAACAGGAUCAGAGCAGAGGACCUCCGCAGAUCCCACCAGUUAAGGGUUGGAAGUUGACCUAUCAUCUAAGAGCAUCUCUAUGGCAGUCUCUUCAAGUAGGAAAGCCAUCGAUAUGCGAGCUAGAGCGGUCAACUUUUAACCCCUAAACCAGGAGACUCCACAAGGAAUGCGCCUGCACCUCCUUCCUCGAGAUUGAGUGCAGACGAAGCACCUCCAGUUGCGUCGCAGCACGCUGUGGUCUCAUCUUCAUCUUCAGCACAAGCUAGUAGUAGAGGCGCAGCUGUUCUUGUAACGUCUGGUAGAAACAACCCGGUUUUUAGCAGUAGUCCAC
Molecule: messenger RNA, 838 nt
Organism: Amoebophrya sp. A25
Lineage: Eukaryota; Dinophyceae; Syndiniales; Amoebophryaceae
Source: the annotation of a GenBank genome assembly